GCCAAAUUCUUGGGCCGCCCCCUCGCCUCACCGCCAGGCGCGAACACUGCUGAAAUUCGCAUUCGCGGCGUGUACUGCGCCCCCCGCUCCUCCAAAUGCGGCCCUUCCCUUCUGGACCACCAUGAUCUGCGCCCGCCCUCGACCUCCGCGCUGCCACCAUGGCCACCUCAAUCGUGUCGGAGCCCUUGAAUCCGCACAAUGGCUUCAAUUGGGUGUUCCUGGUUGAGCUUUUGAUCUGCGGCAUUCUGACCGUGUUCUUCCUCUUCUACUCCAACCGCCUCUUCGCGACUCUGGUCUCCUACGGCAUUCGAGCGUACACCUGGCGCGCAUACCAUGCCUACAUUGAUAUCCAGGCUUUGCAAAUCUCUCUUCUGGGAGGCCGCAUCUUCUUCAAGGACAUCCGAUACCAUGGCCAUAAUGAGACGAUUCUAAUACAUGGUGGCUACAUCACCUGGAACUACUGGCUGCGCCGGGUGAGGGACGCCGAGGUCUAUGUUGAGAAGCGUUCCCCAGACGCUCGGGACGGCAGCCAGACUCCAAGCAGCCCCGGCAGUCGGAAUCGCAGCCGAAGUAGGACAGUGGAUAGAGCCGAAAAAGGAGGGAAGCAGACGCCGAAGAAACACCCAUGUCGUAUUUCCGUCAAAAUCUCCGGCGUUGAGGCCUUUAUGUACAAUCGCAGCCCGGCAUACGAUGCCAUCAUCGAUGCCAUCCAGCGUAAAGCAAACGGCGCCACAGGAGAAGAAAGCGCCCGGCUUGAGAAGACGGACACCCAGCCAAGCACUAAUGGCUCAGUCAGGGGCUCCGCAGACCUCCGCGAUGACCAAGGCCGUCACAAUAAGCUGAAGAAAGCUCCUGCCGAAAAUGACGCUGGUGUCGCGAGAGCGGAGACGGACCGCUCCGGCACGACAAAUGCUAAAAAGGAUGGCUUGCCAGCCUUCCUUCGGCUGCUCCCCAUUUAUGUUGACUGCAAUAAAGGUGCUAUCGUGGUCGGCAACGAACACACGCUGUCCGUCAUAACUGCGCACUUUGAAAGGGCCACUGGCGAAUUCGAUGCAUCGCCAUGCGGACCUCUGGAUGUGUACCAGCAAGUAUUCAAGUUCCAGUUCACGCAUCCUGUUGUGCAUAUGAAGCCCAAUCAUGACUUCAAGGCAACUCAGCUCGACACCGCGGCGCGCUUGAAGCAGGAGGAGACUGAGCAAGACAUGGAAGACCACAGGAGCGAUGAAAAGCACACACAGCCAGUGAAACGCAGACCUACGAAAAUCCAUCUUCCGCGCUUUUCAGCUCUGUUCUCCAAAUCUACAGAUUCGAUACACACCCACCCCAACGCGAGCAACGGUAAAAAUAGCAAAACUUUUUCCCCUCAGUGGAACAUUCCGGGUCAAGAGCGCUGGAAGGGUCUUACUCGGUAUUUGGAUGAGAGCCACGCCGAUGGUCAUGGCGAGUGGGAUGGAGUCGAGUACGCCAAAACGUCUUUGAUUGCGGAUUGUCCCUGUAUCAACGUGGCCUUCUAUUGGGACGUACCAGGCCCAGUCCCGAGCGACAUCGAAAACAGCAUGCACAUGGACCCCGCACGCCCAGGAGACAUCAACGGAAGCGCUCCACCAGAGUACGGCAUGGACAUUCAGGUGUACGGAGGCACAAUCAACUAUGGACCCUGGGCCGACCGCCAUCGAGCUGUAUUCCAAUCCAUCUUUUUUCCAGGGGCGCACGUCGAUGCUGUCCCGACCUCUCCUCUGAAGGCUGGCGAACUUCGAGUACUUUCGUUCUUCAAGCUUUAUCUGGGAAUCGAAGAUGACACUAUCCUUCGCAUACCAGUUCGAGAGCCUUCGAAAGAUUGGAGGUGGAAAGGAAAGGCUCAUACGUUGGCUGGCCAUGACAAGCAAUCCGCCGAUGGAGCCAAAGGCAAGACGAAAGCACGGAGAAGAACGAUGAGAGCAAAGCACCGGGAUGCUUCGGCUUCUGGCCAAAACGUUCGCCCCUUCGCCUGGAUCGACGUUAAGGUCGCCGGUAACUCUUCGGUCAAUUACAUCAUGGACAUGGUCGCCUCGAAAAAGGGUUUCCAAAAUCGGCUCAGCGUCGACAUUGUCAGAACCGAGAUAUCUUCUAGCGUCAACCACGGCUUGCUCUGGCGUUCCGGUGCUGUCACACUAGACUGCGAUCUGUCCAACCCCGUACGCUGGAACAGUCUGAGGAAAUGGAUGUUCAAUAUCUCGUGUCGGGACCUUGAGCUGUUCCUAUUGAGAGACCAUCUGUUUCUUUUGACAGACCUCGUGGCAGACUGGGGUUCAGGACCGCCCCCAAACUACUUCACGUUCGUCCCUUUUCAGUACCUCCUGAACAUUGAUUUCCUCGACUUCAAGCUGUAUCUCAACACGAACGACUCCAACAUUGUCAAUAAUCCGUCCGAAUUCGAUGACAACAAUUUCAUCAUCCUUUAUGGUCAACGGUUGCAUGGAGAUGUGACAAUACCUUUGGACAGAUUCAGACCUUUGCAAAAUGAAAUCAAGUUCGAUGUACGUGGGCAGGAGAUGGGUCUCGAAGUUUGCAUGCCCCCAAGGAACACUCUAAACACCUUCGUGCGAUUCAAGAAUAUGGCACAAUUGGGUGGCUUGACUCUGGUAGGCAGCCAUACGUACAUGACCGAAACGUCCACCAUGAACACCGACAGGCUGUAUAUGGACAUACAAGGCGACAGAGUCUAUCUUGAACUUUAUGGGUGGCUUGUGCAUCACUUCAUGAAGAUAAAAGACAACUACUUCGGUGAAGAUAUGCACUUCAAAACUCUGGAAGAGUUCCAAGGUCUCCCCAGCCAGAGUCUUGCAACCGAUACGACGAAACCGAACGGCCAGUCUACGAAGGAUUCAAAUGACCUCGACGUCAUCCUGUGCAUUUCGGCCGAGCACGCGAGCGUUCUUCUCCCUGCCAACCUUUAUUCAGCGGAGAAGUGCCUCCGGGCCGAUCUACCCUACGCCUCCGCGGACCUGAGGUUCACUAACUACUAUAUGGAUCUAAUGACGAACUUCAGUCCGAUCAGCCUCUCACUGGGGACUUCGGUUACUGCCCCAGGUCUGCCGAAUGACUCCGGCGACCGGACGGAGGUGUUCAUUGAAUCCGUCGUCAUAUUCGGUCACCGCUUGUUUGGUCUUCCUCCCACAGAACCCACCUAUGUCUGCAACUGGGACUUCGAUGUAGGAAGGGUCUCUGGGGAGUGCACAGAGGACUUCAUAGCAACAACAGCUGGCGCUAUUCGCGCAUUUGCUUUCACAUUCGACGAUGACGAAAAUACCCUCCAGCUUGCAGAUCCCCUAGUCAUUCAUGACUCGACUUUCCUCCGAUUAAGGACACAGGACGUCCGCGUCUGGUUCCACAUCGCCCAAGAGGUACUACUGGUCAGCACUGGUCAAGUAACACUAGACUUCAAUGAUCUUGCCGGCACCAGUUUUUCUCAGCGCCUGAGUGCUUGGAUACCGGACUUGAUCGUGAGUGCUGUUGAUGCGCGGUCUGCUGCCCGUCAUCGUACUAGGUCUGGACAGAAGCAGGUUGUGCAGACUCAUGCUUUCUUGCAAACCACAUUAUCGCUCAAUAUGUUUAAGCGAAAGCUGGGGUUCACCGAGGAGCGUAACAAGCAACAGGCCCACAUGCAAGAACACGAUCAAAGGACCAACCGUACGCAGUUUAUGUUCAUCGAUUAUCCGCCGCCUGUCCACCAGCCCCUGAGGAACGCGGAAAAUGUCCGGCCGCCAGCCAUGCAGUACCCCGAAAUACCUCGUCCUAUCUUCUUAAUCCGACCGGGAGAGUAUGAGAGAGGCUCGUCAACUUCGUCAGGAUAUUCUUCUAACCUAGCUUCCAGCCGGGGACGGCCAUUGCGCACUGCUAGUUUGCGAUCUGCUUCAAGUAGUUCCAUCAACAGCAGUAUACGUUCCAUCCGUCGCCAUAAAGUCAGCCACACAGCGGAUUCUAGCAGGAGCAGAACUUUGCUUGGCAAUUCACCGCCCCGGGCGCACAGCUCGGAUCGAUACCAUAAGAGGCUUAGCGAGGAAGAGCGGGGCGGACGCAACCUACCACUGUCUUCCGCAGCACUGUCAAGUGCACUAGCCACCCCAUACUUCCCGUUGGAUCGUUUCGAGCCUGAUCUAUCCGAGGUUCCGAUCUUACCGAGUCUGCCUUCUGGUUUUAUGGAAGACGACGACGACAUCUUUGUUUUCAACGAUGUGGCUUCCAAGCAUCUCGAUGAGAGCUUUGAACACACUAGCCUUAUCAUAGGGUCUGAGCCGGGAAUACGGGUAUACUGUACGCCAGAGUUUGUUCGAUGCGUAUCGAACCUACUCGAACUCCUUCAACCAUGUCACCCAGAAGAUCUCUUAGACGAUUUUCAAGUUGGGGUUAUGAGUAAAAUCCUAGAUCACCGAAAGCGUCAAGAAGGCAAAGGGAACUCGAUCGAAUUCAGCAUCCGUCUUCCCUUCACGCAUAUCCGCUUCCAGAACGAAUUUGGCGCGCAUUCAGGCGUUGAUGGUGGUAAAGAUCAAUACGAUGUCAUUCUCAACGAACUCAAGGUAGCGGCGCGGAUCAAGAAGUUCCCUGGAGAGCGAGCUGGCGAGGAUCUAGUCUCUUUGCAUACUACUCUAGGCUCACUCGGGGUGUCCGUCACCGAAAGGAACCUGCGCGGCCCUAACGAUGAUGUUGCAAUACAGGCCGAGAUCACUGAUUUCCUUGUCUGGAUGCUGAAGGGCAAGGAAACGUCGAUCAACAUCAAUUUUAGGGGGUUCGAGACCGCCACUGCAAGUAAGAAGAUCGAGUACCUUGCCUCACUGAUACACCGAACUACUCUGCUCGGAGAGGAACUGGGUUCCGGCUUCGAAAGGAUCAAAGACAGAAAGCGAGGUCGCUUGCGUUACCUAGCGUGGCAUCUCACAAGUGUGCAAGAACAGUAUCAAGAUCCCGCUUUCUUGACGAAGGGUUCUUAUGCUUUACGCGCGGUCAGAGACCAUCUGCGCAGCCACGACUCCUGGAAGAUCAUGUCCCGAUUUCGGUACAUCUGGCAGAGCUUGCCGAACGCUGAGAGAACCGAGGUGCAUGGGCGUUGCUCACAGCAAUCUGUGGAGUGUCCAGAAGAUGCAGAAGAGAAGAUCAUAAAAAUGUGGGAUCAGUGGCGUGCUUGGGAUUUAGCUCAUGUGAAGAAGAGCCUCGCUAUGAGGAUGCUCUUCGGAACAGCGGCAGAACAGCCAGAAGCAUCUCCACCCGCGCUACUCUAUGUGGAUUUUCGCUCAGCCGGCGUGAAGCUCAUCGUCGACCCCGGGGCCAAACAGAGCGAAGUCGGCCUUCGAAUGCUCGCUAUCAACUUUGCUGUUGUUCCUCCUCCAGAGCCAACUGGGCUCAUGCUGGUCGGAACUGACAUUCCCAAACAAUCUACGGUUGUCCAAGUCAACUCUAGAGAAAGCUCUGUACACAUUCACUGGGAGAUCUGCGAACUUGUUGAGAUCUUGCUACGAAUGUUCCAAAAUGACAAACUGAAGAAACCGAGGGAACAUAAUUCGAAGGCCUGUCCACCCACAGAGAAGAAAUCGCACCUCAUGGAUCACAGCGUUCAAGUCGUCUACGUGACAGACAAGGCUGAGCUAUCAUUGGACACAGUCAACCUGCAAAGCAUUUCCACAGGACGACGCUUCAGGCUCUCCGUAGUCAGUGCAAACGAUCGAGCUUCAGGACUGGGCGAAACCGUCAGUGUACACGUUCAUAUAGAGCAGGCUGUGAUGCGAUUACUCUUCGGGCCACGUUCACUGCUCAGAUCACAAUUUGACCUCCCCAGUCUCUACAUUGCCCACCACAAGCAUGGCGGCGAUAGCGCAGUUCCGGACGAGAUCAAAGUCGCAGGCGCGAGCCGUAUGAUCAAAUUCUACGUCGAAGAAGACAUUCUUAGUCUUGUUGAGGUCGCUGAUUCGGUACUCCGGGAUGAGGUUGCAUACUUUCAUGAGCAGACAACGCUGAUACAACAAACAUCCGAGGGGAAGCAUACCGCGUCCGAUGCCGGCGCCAAGGGGAUGCAAUUACCCAAUAUCUCGCUCGCUUUGUUCAUGGACGCGUAUCUGAUUGAGUUAACGCUACUUCAAUCGCUGACCUGGUCCAUCGCUGGGUCUUCUGGUCGGAUCUCCGUGGUCCCUAGUCUGAGACAGAACGUUACUCUUCGGGUGGAUUAUGAUCUGGAGGCGCAUACGCACAGAUUAUAUAGCAACUCCCUCGGGGGAUCCAACGUCAUUAGCUCGCUACAAUUGCCUCCGGUCAAUGGCAGAUUGACCGUUACGAAUGACGACAAAGAAACGAGAGUAUCAGCAGCCGGUAUCAUCGAGACUAUUGAGCUUCAAGCAUCCGAGGUUCAGGCUUUGAUUGCGACCAUCAAUAAGCCGGAGAUCUCGACCACUGUUCACGCCAUCCGCGACGACGUAGAAAUCCUUAAGGCUCAUAUCGAAGAGAUCUUCCCAAACGCUGCUCAGUCACCAGUAGCGCAGACGACUAAAUCAUCAAGAGAUCUGAUCUUUGGUGUCCAAAUGACCCUUUCCGGACUCAAUGUUCUCGCCAGCGCUCCCGGACAGCAUCCGGAUUCAGCUACUGCGAACCUCGCAGUGCGGAUAUCUUCUAUUCAGCUCAAGGCAACUAACAUCGGCCCUAAACACACAAUCUUAGAUCUUCCGGAAGCGGUAAUCCAUUUGCAUCAGAUUAGCGUCGAAAUGACCUUAUCCGAUGCAGACUCUAUUCGACGUUGCGGAAACCUCACUUUCGGUGCUAUGCUUCAAAUGACCACGCAGAAGGAUUCAGAGCCCACUCGUCGGUUGUAUCGAGUGAUGAGCUGCGACCUCGAGGUUAACAUCUUCGCCGACACAGCGUCUGCAGUUGUCGAUGUCAUGAACCAUCUACAAGACAAGAUCAAAUAUUUGGACCUGUCCAAGGAGAAGAAAUAUUUAAGACGGCUUCGCCAUACGAAGAGUAGAGUCUCACACAAGCGGGAGCAGAGCGUGAAGAGCGAGACGAAUACCGAAAUCGAGAGCGUCAGUUCUAGCGCACUGUUUACUUCGACUUACUCUCUGGAACUUCUCAACAUCCAAGUCAGCUGGAUUGUCGGGACUUCCGUCGGCCCUUAUCCCAGGACAGAAUCCGAAGAUCUCGUUCUUUUGUUCAGGAGGAUCGACCUCUCAACAAGGAAGGACGAUGCAGCACGCUUGAUGAUCGAGGACAUGAACCUGCAGAUGGUCCCAAUAUCGGCCGAUAAGAAGACACGCUCGCGGAAUUCAGCGCUGCUCCCCGAAGUCGUUUUCAAUGUCGCCUACAGCGCCACAAAGGACACACGCAAAAUAGCCUUCCAUGCUGCCGGCAAGUCUCUCCAUCUUCAGCUCGACUCUCGCUUUAUCCUGCCAGCGAACGUUAUCGAACGAUCAAUCGCUCUAGCGGGCAGGAAAUUUCAUACGGCUUCUGCAAACUGGAACAUGACGCCAACCACAAGUGGUGCUCAGCGAAAGAACCCCUUCGGAAACAAGCGUCUAGCUUCACUGCUCGUGGACGCGACCUUCGCCGGUGCUGUGGUGCAUAUCAACGGCAGCGAACUUAUCCCAGGUACAGGCAUCAAAGAGAGUCGCUCCCAGCAGAAAGGGAGGUACAGCCAGUUUGUCGGUGAAGGGUCGAAGAGUAGCAUGGAUCUACGCGCGCCUGGUGUAGCGCUCAAAGUUGAGUACCAAGACGAAGGGCAAGAGCCUUCUCUCAACGCAGAGCUGAGAAUCAACGGCUCAAACAAUAUCCUGUAUCCCACGGUCGUGCCCGUCAUAAUCGAGAUGUCUGAGAGCGUUAAGCAAGUCGUCCGAGACAAAGACGAGGACUCUCCAGCUUCAGCGAGAUCAUCGGGGCCGCCAUCGAAACCCGCUGGGAAACUGCUCGAGGAAGACAAUCUUAUCACCGCAGACCCCAGUAUGAUUCUAGGCCGGACACGCUUGAACCUGGGGCUCAGGAUCUGCAAGCAAGAGUUCAGUCUCAGCUGCCAACCCAUUGCUCGCGUGGCGGCGAUGGCCAAACUCGAAGACAUCUACAUCACAAUCAAUAGCGUCAAGUCCCAAGAGCAUGGCCAUUUCUUUGCGGCAUCGGCUGCAUUUGAGAGGCUCGAGGCAACGGUUCAACACGUCUAUUCCCGGGAGUCUACAUUUGGGUUCAAUGUCGACUCAAUCGUCCUUUCAUUGAUGAACAGCAAGCACCUCAGCGGCACAAGUGGCAUUUCGGCAAUACUCAAGAUUAAUCCCAUGGGGCUCCAGGUAAAUGCUCGCCAGCUUCAAGACUUUCUGCUGUUCAGGGAGAUCUGGAUUCCCCCAGAGAUUCGUCAGCCUUCGAAGCCACCGACUGCAAAUGCAAGCCAAGAGCCGCAGGAGUACCUCAUGCAACGGUAUCAGCAAGUCACUGCUGCGACAGCAUUCCCGUGGAAUGCUAAUGUAGCGAUUGCCGAUGUAUCAGUCGAGCUCGAUCUCGGUCAAGCUAUCGGAAAGACAUCCCUUCACAUUCACAAUAUGUGGGCUUCCUCCAAGAAAGGGAUCGACUGGGAGCAGAACCUGUGCAUCGGCGUCGAGAAAAUCGCCAUUGACAGUUCUGGACGAACAAGUGGCUUUGUUGAGCUUGCCGGCGUUAGAGUACGCACUUCCAUUAGUUGGCCCUCCCAAGGAUUGGGCAUUCGGCAAACCCCUCUCGUUCAGGCAUCAGUCGGUUUCGGCAGCCUGCGCGUCAAGGCUGGCUUCGACUAUCAAGCUUUCAUUAUCGCGGAUAUUGCCAACUUCGACUUCCUCAUGUACAAUGUCCGCGAGCAGAUCAAAGGAUCGCGAGACCGCCUCGUCGCCAUCCUCGAUGGUGAUAAAGUACAUGUCUUCUGCACAGCGACCAGCGCCGCCCAAGGUCUCGCCCUAUGGCAAGCUAUCGAGCGUCUCAUUCAAGAGAACCAACAAGCGUACAAGCAAUCUCUUAGAGACAUCGAGAAGUUCCUGCGCCGCAAGUCGUCCGUCACGGGUCCCAUGGGUCGCUCCGCUUCCCAGAGCAUGAUCGCCCCGAAAGCCGACGACGACUCGCUCAGAGCCCCCAUAUCCCUCCACACCGACGUCGUUGUCACCCUGCGCUCCAUCAACCUCGGCGUCUACCCCUCCACCUUCGUCGACACGCAGCUCCUCAUGCUCGAAGCGGCCGACGUGCAAGCGCGCUUCGCCGUCGCGCUCGAGCACUCGCAAAUUCAUUCCGCGCUCGGCAUGACUUUGGGCCAACUUUCCGUCGCUCUAUCUUCGGUCUCCUCGCCCAAGAAGUCAAAACCCGUCUCCGAUCUCACGGUCGAGGAUGUGGUCGAGAGCGCAAGGAGCGCGAGAGGAGGGACCAUUUUGAGGGUGCCAAAGGUCGUAGCAACGAUGCAUACGUGGCAGGCGCCACGGAGUAAUCAUAUUGAUUAUGUGUUCAAGAGUUUGUUUGAGGGGAAGGUCGAUGUCGGGUGGAAUUAUUCACGCAUAUCCUACAUCCGCAACAUGUGGUCUAACCACUCGCGCACCCUCGCAUCCCGUCUCGGAAAGCCGUUGCCGGAGUCCAAUAUCAAGAUCACCUCCUCUGCGCAGCCUCAACAACCCUCCUCCAGCACUACCUCGCCAGACUCUGCCUCUACACCCGCUGCCGAAUCUCUGGAGAAGUCCAGCAAAGAAGGCGCUCAGGGCCAGGAGAAAAUCACAGCCGUUGUCAACGUCCCCCAAAGCAAGUACGAGUACACGCCGCUGGAGCCGCCGGUCAUUGAGACGCCCCAGCUACGGGAUAUGGGCGAGGCGACGCCGCCGCUUGAGUGGAUUGGCUUGCAUAGAGAUCGGCUGCCUAAUGUUACGCAUCAGAUUGUUAUUGUGACGCUGCUGGAGGUGGCGAGGGAGGUGGAGGAUGCGUAUAAGCGUAUUUUGGGCAGUUCGUAGAGGACUGACAAAUGCGUUUGAGAAGCAAAGGCGUUCACCAUGGGCUCUGUGGGACUCGCGUUUUAAUGUAUGGCGUUUAUGAGUGGGUGGGUUUUCUUUUUCGAAUAUUGGUUACUUGUAGGAUACUCAGUUUCAACAUGUCCAUAGUGCGUAACAGUCUCAAAUGUAAAGUCGAUACCACGGCGUGAGCUUCUAACUAGCCAU
Messenger RNA from Trematosphaeria pertusa, 10160 nucleotides. RefSeq lists its product as uncharacterized. The record is from RefSeq and is a predicted model, not a curated record. Gene Ontology annotation, cellular component: membrane. The transcript is spliced from 3 exons. NCBI's taxonomy places the organism in Eukaryota, Fungi, Ascomycota, Dothideomycetes, Pleosporales, Trematosphaeriaceae. Gene Ontology annotation, biological process: fermentation. The coding region runs from base 159 to 9956 and encodes 3265 amino acids.